Salvia hispanica is the source of this 1518-nucleotide messenger RNA. RefSeq lists its product as uncharacterized. Gene Ontology annotation, molecular function: protein binding. Lineage: Eukaryota; Viridiplantae; Streptophyta; Magnoliopsida; Lamiales; Lamiaceae. The record is from RefSeq and is a predicted model, not a curated record.
AUACGAAAAGCAUAAGAAAGAAAAUGAUGACGAGAAAUUUUCUGCAAAACCCCUUUCUCUUUCAAUUUCUCUAAGAACUUGAAUGCCAUGGAUUCCAUUUCUGAAACUGGUGCAUUGGUUAUCGAGGCUGGUGCUAGUGGAAACCUUAACCGACUCAAGGGUGAAAACAAUUAGAAAGAAGGUGAAAGAUGAAAGAGAGUUCCUCAAAAUAUGCGAUGAAUGCAGCGAAUUCUCCACUGGCCGGACUGUCCUGCAUCACGCGGCUGCAAUCGGACAUUAUGAGAUUUGCAAAUUCUUGAUACAUAACGUCAAAGUUUAUGUCAAUCCCAUGGAUUACAAGAUGAUUACUCCUGUGGCAGAGGCUGUGAAAGGGGAACAUGUCAAAGUUGUGGAGUUUCUCAUCAAACAUGAUGCUGUAAUUGCUGUUGCAGAUGUUGAGGGUCUCACUCCCUUGCACUUAGCUGUUCUAAAAGGUAAUCGGGAGCUUAUCGAGUUGUUGCUGGUGAAGCGUGCUCAUAUAGAAGCAGAGUCUUUGGAUGGAACACCUUUACAAGUUGCUGUUUCUUGUGGAAAUGCUGAGGCUGUCAAGUGUCUCUUGUCUCAUGGCGCAAACCCAAACCGUUUUUAUGAAGUUGUGGACUGCCCUCUUGUAUGUGCAGUCAAGUCUCGCUCAUUUGAAUGCAUGAAUUUGCUGCUCGAGGCUAAAGCGGACCCAAACUUGUAUCUAAGUGGGUUAAGUCCUUUGGGAUGUGCUGCAAAAGAAGGCGACACAAAAUUUCUCGAGUCUUUGCUUAAAGCUGGAGCAGAUCCAAAUUUAGCUGAAAAUGUUAUCUAUAGACCUAUUGAGGAAGCUGCAUUGGUGCAUAACCGUGCAGGUGUGGAGAUUUUGUUUCCAGUGACUAAACAGAUUACACAUUUCCCAAAUUGGACUGUCGAUGGCAUAAUCGAGUACGUUCAUUCUGAAGAAUUUACAAUAAUGAGUACGGCGAGAUUGCAAAGGAAAUUGAAUGCAAUAAACUUCCGAGCCACAAAGUACACGGGGGAUAAGAAUUACGGCUAUGCUGUCCUACAAUAUAGACUUGCUUCUAGUUUUUAUCAGUAUAACCUCUCGUGGGUAUCAAAGCGAAGCCUGUGUCAAGCGCGCUUGGGUAUACGCAGUCAUGCUCUGUUUGGUGCUCGGAAAUGCAUGAAACUCCUGCCAAACCUCCCCGUCCCUCGCCACGGAGAAAUUCCUGCUGGAGCUAAUAUGAUAUUCAAGAAAUUCCUCAAGGCCGGCCUCACCUUCACGAUGGAUCCUUACAACGACGUCGCGUGUCGUGCAUUUAGAGUUUGUAUGUAUGAUUACUUUGCUUGGUUGAGCCAGAUUAAUACCCUGGAAGAGAUUUUGACUUUUAGAGAUCAUUAACACUGUAGAAUUUCCCCAUUUGAUGUAGUACAUAAUAUUGGAUCAUAUACUAUUGUCACACUUGUAUACAUUGCUACAUCUUUUCUUCUUUGAAUAUAUUGUUUCCAACUGAA